AUGCGCACAGACUCCAUCACGCCGACCUAUGCCUGCGCCGUUCUCUACAUUCCCAACGAGCGCUGGAAAGGUGUGCCCUUCAUCCUCCGCGCCGGAAAAGGUAUGUUUUCAACCCGUUAUCCAGCCAACCGCAUUUGA
This is a messenger RNA of Dibothriocephalus latus, 138 nucleotides long. Lineage: Eukaryota; Metazoa; Platyhelminthes; Cestoda; Diphyllobothriidea; Diphyllobothriidae. The record is from the annotation of a GenBank genome assembly.